This is a messenger RNA of Ornithodoros turicata, 417 nucleotides long. Its product is annotated as BEN domain-containing protein 5-like. Bases 1 to 417 code for a protein of 138 amino acids. Gene Ontology annotation, biological process: negative regulation of DNA-templated transcription. The record is from RefSeq and is a predicted model, not a curated record. Gene Ontology annotation, molecular function: DNA binding. Lineage: Eukaryota; Metazoa; Arthropoda; Arachnida; Ixodida; Argasidae. The transcript has 4 exons.
AUGCAUGUUUCAACGGACAUUCCCACAGCAUACCAUGCAGAGCUCACCACUUUGCCCUUGCUGUCAGAGGUGAACGGACGGGUUCAUCUCGGCAACGGCAUCUUUGUAACUGAGGAGCAGUGGCAGUGGCUCUUGGGUCGCAGGAGGGAUUCUCUGUUCUGCAAGGAGGCAGUGAAGAUCUUGUGGCCGAUCUCUGAACUAAAGGGCAGGAGCAUCACUGGGACUCCAUGUCGUCGCUUUGCGAACAAAGAAAAUGGGGUGAAGCCCAGAAAGGCGCUGACGCCAGUCAAGCUCCAAGCUGUCACAAGUGCUUUUGAGAUAUACGUGGAGGAGACUCCAUCAGAGGUGCCACAGAAGGACCGGCUAAACAAGAUGAAUCGGUUCAUAGCUGAACUCUUGAAUGACUUCAAUAAAUGA